AAUGUUUAAAUUGUCAAAAAAGGUAUCGUUUGGAUAAUUUAAUUUCUGCUGAGAAACUUGCCGCCUUCUUGGCCCGAAAGGACAAAGAUAGUUUUUCCCUUACUCAAAACUGUUUAUACUGCGGCAAAAAUAAUUUUGCUAACCCACGGCGAUUUAAUUUGCUUUUAAGCAGCGAUUUGCAAAUAACUAAUCAAGAAAAAGAGAACAUUAUUUAUCUUCGACCAGAAACUUGCCAAGGAAUAUUUAUUAAUUUUGCGGCUAUUCAAAGAAGCACCCGAAAAAAAUUACCUUUUGGAGUUGGACAAAUUGGCAAAAGUUUUCGCAAUGAAAUUACUCUCCAUCAUGGUAUUUUCCGCACCCGAGAAUUCGAACAAAUGGAAUUAGAAUUUUUUU
Messenger RNA from Racocetra persica, 393 nucleotides. NCBI's taxonomy places the organism in Eukaryota, Fungi, Glomeromycota, Glomeromycetes, Diversisporales, Gigasporaceae. The record is from the annotation of a GenBank genome assembly.